UCGUGAUCUACGUCAGGGCGUUGCUUCACCGUGACGACAUCACGCUGUCUCCCCGCCCCCUGCUUGAGUGCGGCUGUUAACCGGAAGUUCCGUUCCGUCGAGAACUGGGACAGCAAGCGCAUCUUCUACAGUGUAUGUGUGGCAACAACAUGUCUGUGCCGCUGCUCACCGAGGCUGUCACGGUGUCCGCCAAGGAGAAGGAGACCGCGGCGGUGAUCUUCCUCCAUGGACUUGGAGACACAGGGCAUGGGUGGGCAGAUACUCUGAGGGAGAUCCAGCCGUCUCACGUCAAGUUCAUCUGCCCCAACGCACCCUCGAUCCCCGUCACUCUCAACAUGAAGGCCACGAUGCCUGCGUGGUUUGACCUCAUGGGGCUCAAACCCGAAAACCCGGAGGACGAGUCUGGGAUCAAGAAGGCAGCAGACAACAUCAAGGCCAUUAUCGAGCAUGAGGCCAAAAAUGGGAUUCCCCCUCACCGUAUCAUUCUUGGUGGCUUCUCUCAGGGCGGGGCUUUGUCCUUGUAUACUGCUUUGACCAGUCAGCACCAGUUGGCCGGCGUCGUGGCUCUCAGCUGCUGGUUACCUCUUCACCAGAGCUUCCCUUCGGCGUCAAUUGGCAGCAAGAACAUCCCGAUCCUGCAGUGCCACGGAGAGAGUGAUUUCAUGAUCCCGGUGCAGUUUGGUGCCAUGACAUACGAAAAACUUAGAUUGACAGUCAACCCUGAUCUGAUCACCUUCAAAACGUAUCCAAACCUCUCUCACAGCUCCUGUCCUCAGGAGAUGGUGGCUGUAAGGGAAUUUAUCGACAAGUAUUUGCCCCGAAUCUGACCUCACCUCAUCUCAUCCCCUACUGUGACCCUCUGAGACACUGACCUCCCACCCCUGAUCUGCCGUUAUCCCACAGGAAACAGCCAUGAGCACCCCACCGACCCCAUUCUUCCACACACUUCACACGACACACACACACACAUGGUGUAAUAAUGAUUUGAUCCACACUGCUGAACAUAACAUACACAUCUGCCUGCAGAUUUAAUCAAACAUAACGCUGAUCUGAUACAAACAUAAACCAAGUGCUCACACUCACAAGUCUUAGCCUUUCGGAGGGAGAAACACUGACUCACAUGAAACAUUCCCUUUGGUUUUAAUUUCAACAACCUCUGUGUGUCUCUCCACUUUUACCUCAUUUUGCUUCCCUUUUUGAGAGCUGUCUUACGUUCUUUGCUUUUUACUGCAACAUGUUCCCCCUUUUGUCAUUCCUGUGUCAGUUUGUGAGAGAUAAGAUGGAACCUAACAACAACACUGAGUCACUUACCACUUUAACACCUUUCUGAUGACUCUGAGGGAUGCAAAGAUCCAACUUUUACAGCCCCAUGAUUGAAACAUCAGCAAUAACAGAUGUUCUCCUGCAAUAUGACUGUUCAACUAAGCUGGUUAGCUACCAACACUCAGUCAAGACAUGCAGAUACUGAAGGAGCGGUUGAGCUCUCAUUUGCAAAUGAUUAUGGUGCUUUAUUUGGUUCAAGCAUCACAACAUAAAGAAUUGACUUUGAAGGAUUGUCUGAGGAUUGGCUCCAUUUGCACAAUACCCAUUCCAUUUAUUUGAAUAAGUAUUAGACUGAUGUCAGUAACAGAUCAUGCAUCCCUAUUAGCAGUGCAGUCAGACUUGAUUUUGCUUCCCAUUCAUCUUUAUGUCUUAUCAUUUUUUUCCUUCUUGAUGCAAAUUGACCUGCUUGAAUUUUUUUGCACCGAGUAACAUCUGAUUAAAAUGUGUUGGUAAGGCUCUGUGGAGUUCAGGCAGUUUGAGAGAAAAAGCAGGAUGGAUCAUGAAAACUAUAAAAAAAAAAGCAGAAACAGGGUAAAAGAGAUGCCAGCUGUAAGUUAAAGGGCGGUAACAGAGGUUGCUGACAGUCCCACUUUUGUUAAAAAGCUGUGUAAUAAACAUCUUUAUGGACUGAUGUUGGUGCCCUGUUAGCUAUGCUACAACCUGCAGAUUACAACAAAAAACACCAAUCUCCUGUCGACUCCCCCUCCCGGCUUUUUGCCGUGCUAUAUCAGUAAAAUGAUUCAGGUGAAAUUCUUUCUGGCUGCUUGUUUGACUUUGGGGAAGUAAGCACUGAUUUCCCACCAAGAAAGGGUCUUGCAUUCAUAACGUAAUCAUGUCCAACAAUAAAAGGGGGCCCCAUAUUACUCUUAAUUAUGAACUGUGAUCAUACAUCAUGGAAAAUAUGAGUUUUAAUCCGAUCAAAUAAAAGAAAACAAACCAAUUGACAUCCUUGCCGCCCUGUGCUGUUUAUUUCUAAACUCCCUCACCUGCAUGUUGGCUGUUUCAUCCAUUACAUGUUCUGUGAUUCUUUUUGCAGAAUUACCUCAUUGUUUUUUUUCCGUGGAAGUAUUUAGCUUGUAGUCUUAGAGGAGAAUGACUGACCAGUAUGAGGAGCAUGAAAUAUUGCUUCCAUACGAAUGGUUGCAGGCCCACACAGACUGCACACCAGAAGUCGUUUCACUGUUGCUCCCACCGGUUUUCCCCUAUUUUAAACAUCAUUUCCCAUUCGAGUGCAUCAGCCACACCUUCUCCAACUUUGGAAAAGAACCUGCUUCCUGUGUGUGUUUUUUUUCCCACUGCAUUGAAGUAGUUUUAAACUGGCAUUAACCAUUUAACCCCCAGAAAAAUCCACGAAAAAUCGAAUUCCCAAGUCCCUCCUUUGGCAACUUACCGUUACCCACUAAUAGAAAAUGGAAGGUCAGAUUUUAAAGUUAAACUCAACACUAUUAUGGUUCACUUCUUUAAAAAAAAAAAAAAAAAAA
This is a messenger RNA of Notolabrus celidotus (New Zealand spotty), 2804 nucleotides long. RefSeq names its product lysophospholipase 2 (gene lypla2). Lineage: Eukaryota; Metazoa; Chordata; Actinopteri; Labriformes; Labridae. Gene Ontology annotation, molecular function: palmitoyl-(protein) hydrolase activity; carboxylic ester hydrolase activity. The transcript has 10 exons. The record is from RefSeq and is a predicted model, not a curated record. Gene Ontology annotation, cellular component: cytoplasm. Bases 135 to 827 code for a protein of 230 amino acids. Gene Ontology annotation, biological process: protein depalmitoylation.